CGCCGUCGCCGUCGCGUACUGAGAUUCACACACAGCACCCCGCCGUUUCCAUAUGCGCACACGGAUCCUCUUGGCCCCAUAGCUGCCGAAUUCACCAGGCCCUACGCGCCUUCGUCUCACCCUCCGCGCCCUGUCAGUACGUCAUCACGCCAAGGACGGUCCGCCCAACCAUCGACACACCAAACACGGCGGCGCAAGGAUCCCGUGACAUUCGAACUGAGCCUUCUCCCAUAGCACACGAACGAGGAUGACCGCGGAGCAAAGCGCUGCGGCCCAAGGCCAAAAGCGCAUCCACAGCCUCGUCGUCGAUACCGGCCCUCUGAUCAAGAACGAGCCAGCCCUCUCGACCCUGAUAUCCCAGGCCGAAGAAAUCUACACCAUUCCCUCCGUUCUCAGCGAGAUCAAGGAUGAAGCCACCCGCGCCCGAGUCCAGACGACCCUCCUCCCCUUCCUGAAGCUGCGAAGCCCACGGCCCCAGUCGAUCAAGUUCAUCACGGACUUUUCAAGGAGGACUGGAGAUCUCGAGGUCAUGAGCAAGCCCGAUAUACACCUUUUGGCACUUGUCUACGAGCUGGAGAUAGAGCGAAACGGUGGUGACUGGAGGAUACGGAACAGCCCUACCCAGAAGGGCCUGAACGGCAAGCCCCCAGGGCAGGAGGCGUCUUCUGAGAAGAAAGAGCAGACCGAGGAAGGUAUCGAAUCAAAAUUGGGAGAGCUGAGUCUCGAGGAGAAGUCUGCGCCACCGACAGAAGAAGAGGCCGCCGAAGCAUCAGCUCAAGCAGAGCCUGAGGUGCCCGCUGCUCAGCCAGCAAGCGAGCCCGUUGCAGAGAACGUAAAUGAGGCAGACCAAAACCAGGAGCAGAAUGAUAAGACAACCGCCAACUUGGAUGAGAGCGCCGAAGAUCAGCCAGAGCUCACACAGGAGCUCGAGGAUGCAGAGCAACAACCCUCAGACGACGACGACAGCGACGGGUGGAUCACGCCGUCGAACCUGAAGAAGCACCAGGCCAAGGACAACCAGGUGUCUACGCCCUCCGAGGCAAUCGAGGAGACCCUGCAGGCGGCCCUUCUCACAUCUGACUUCGCCAUGCAAAACGUAGCCCUACGGAUAAACCUCUUUCUCGUCUCACCCUCCAACCUGAGCCGCAUCAAGAAGCUCAAGACCUGGGUCCUGCGCUGCUACGGGUGCUUCAGCGUGACGCGGCAGAUGGACAAGCAGUUCUGCCCAAAGUGCGGGCAGGCGACGCUGACGCGGACGAGCUGCAGCACCGACAGCUCGGGGCGGAUGCAGCUGCACCUGAAGCGCAACUUCCAGUACAACAAGCGGGGCAACGUGUACAGCAUCCCCAAGCCGGUGCACGGCACCGCCAGCGGCAAGAUGGCCGGCGUGGCGGGCGGCGGCAAGGGCCACUGGGGCAAGGACCUCAUCCUCGCCGAGGACCAGCAGGAGUACCAGCGCAAGGUCGACCACGACCGCCGCCAGCGCCAGCGCGACCUCAUGGACGAGGACUACCUGCCUAACCUGGUCACGGGCGAGCGGACCGGCGGGCACGGGCGGAUCAGGGUCGGGGCGGGGCGGAAUGUCAAUGCGAAGAAGAGGCGCUGAGCGUGCUGGGCGGGACGGGACGUGACGGGAUGCUGGCUGGGCUGGGCUGGGCUAGGCUGGGACUUGAGGUAAUGACGGAUUUGGGAUGGAUGAUACGCAUACAAUCAAUCGGUCAACACUUAGAUAUCACGUCAUGCAUCAGGGGGAUGUCACGUGGGUUCCCCUUUGUUGGUAGAUAAAAUGAUACCAAAAAAGGCGUCGAGGAAGAACCGUGUGAUUUUACAGAUAUCUAAUUCGAUACCAUUUCCCCGGGUUCUUGUUAAAUCAAGCAAGAAUUUUUGCAGUGGAACCAACGCCUGCCUCCCUUUGAAAAACCCCCAAACUCCGGCCUGUACUAUGUAAAUAAGCCAGGCCAAAACCGCCGAGCACAAGCUUUUUCAUCUCGUGGCGCUUUUGUCCGUCUUUUUUUCUCUUCCUAUUUCUCCAAGGUCGACUCUUGUCUUGUCUGUAUGCCAGGGCCGUCUUUCUUUCCAGGGCCGUCUUUCUUUUCCCAAGCCGUCGGGAUCCAAUGACCGUCCUGGCCUGCGAGGCGUGUGCGGUGCUGAGUGAGUGAUGACCAUGACCGCAUCGGCAUCGCGCUCUCAUCGUCCCAACAAAAAAAAAAGGAGGUUCUCGUUGGCUGGUUGAUUGGCGGUGACCACGACAUUUCCGUUUUCAGCGCCCCUCCCUGGGUUGAGAUCGAUCGAUUCAUAUCCAUGUUCUUCCUUGUUUGCUCCUUCGUGAUGUACUCGCUGCCGCCGUAGUCCCUCCUCAACGAGCCAACCCCAUGGUCCAAGCAGCUCAGCUCGGCCGUAAGCCCAAAGCAGCCAGCCAGCUUGUUGGUGAAAGAAGUCAAGUCAAGGCCGACCGACUGGCCCCAUCCAUCGCCCCUCCACGGGCGUCCGUCCGUCCAUUGGUAGGUAGCGAGGCAGGUCUCCUAGAUGCCCUGCGGCAGGCGGCCGAACCUCUUGCGCAGCAGGUUGCGGUGCUUGCUCCACUUGUCGUCGGGGGAGAAGCGCGCCGGGUGCGCGGACUUGGUCACCUUGCCCUCGAGGACCUUCUUGAGGGUGUAGGUGCGCUUGCCCGAGGCGGCGUCGACGUUGCACAUCAGAUGCAUGUUGGGAGUGUGUGUGUGUUUACUGAAGAGGUUGGGCUGGGUAUGUGGGCGACUUUUGCAGAUGGCUGGGCGAAUCGUGGUCGGCGGUGAUGGUGAUGAGGUUGGUGAUGUUUUUUUGCGCAGCAGCGG
Molecule: messenger RNA, 2831 nt
Organism: Diaporthe batatas
Lineage: Eukaryota; Fungi; Ascomycota; Sordariomycetes; Diaporthales; Diaporthaceae
Product: rRNA-binding endoribonuclease
Exons: 3
Coding region: 248-1606 (452 amino acids)
Biological process (GO): maturation of SSU-rRNA; ribosomal small subunit biogenesis
Cellular component (GO): preribosome, small subunit precursor
Molecular function (GO): RNA endonuclease activity
Source: RefSeq, a predicted model, not a curated record